This is a messenger RNA of Oncorhynchus gorbuscha (pink salmon), 1112 nucleotides long. RefSeq names its product transmembrane protein 192-like. Bases 125 to 823 code for a protein of 232 amino acids. Gene Ontology annotation, cellular component: late endosome; lysosomal membrane. Lineage: Eukaryota; Metazoa; Chordata; Actinopteri; Salmoniformes; Salmonidae. The transcript has 7 exons. The record is from RefSeq and is a predicted model, not a curated record.
CACAUGGGAAGCGGAGUAUGAGGCUAUCCGCUAAAACAGACGCUUUUUAAAUGAACAUUUCUGUGUGUAUCUAGCUUUAUAAAGCUUUCUCUUGAAGAGUUAACCUGUGCGACUUCAACACACCAUGGAAUCGGAAGGGAUGUCGCACCGUGCAGUCAGUUCAUCAGUAGAUGUGUCUCAGAGUGUUGAGGAGGACCCUUUAGUGGACGGACCGCUGAUCUCCCAUGAUGCCCUGCAGUCUGCUAUCAGGAGAGAAUUCACGACUCUCCCCACACACUGUCCUGCUGUCCUGCUGUUGCUGCUGCAGGUGGUGUAUGUGUCUCUGAGUGUGUGUGUUGCCAUAGUGUGUGUGUUGGAGGUUGGCGGGGGGAGGAGUGUGUCCGUGUGUUGGCAUCACCACAGCCGAGUGAGGAGCAGAGGAUACCUGUGUUUCUACAGAGACAACCGCACCCUGAAACACCUGCCCUUCCUCAUCCACUCUGCAGGGAACACGGCGGUGUUGGUGGUCAUGUCAGCUGGUCUGCCAGAGGUGGAUCAUCUUCCUGUUUAUCUGCUGCUAGGGAUUCUGGGACUGGAGCUCCUGGUCUCUCUGCCUUGUCUGAUCAUCUACACAGUCAGGGUGGUGAGGUUCAACAGAGACAGAGCUGGUCCAGAUAUCAGUCAGGAGGAACCAUCUACCUCCUACAACACUACUGAGACUGGCUUCAGAGAGGGCUCCAGUCUGGAGGAGGUAGUGGAGAAACAAGCUGAUCUCAUCGACUACCUGAAGCAACACAACACCUUACUGAGCAAGAGACUGCUCAACAUGACUGUUCAGCACUGACCACAAUACAACCACAACCAUAAGAGACAGAGAGAGGAGGAUGGAAGAAGAGAAGAGUGUCACAGAUUAGAGGCCUCGAGUUUUAUUUCUCUGUGACCACCCCAAGUGACCUCUGGAUAGUGUGUGUGCGUAGAGAUUGUGUGUCUGUGUAGAGAUUGUGUGUGAAAAGGGUAGUCAUUAGAGAUAUGUGAGAAAGAGGGAGAAGAAGGGAGGAGAGAUGAUGGAGGGAGAGAGAGAAAAAGAGGGAGGGAGGGAGAGAGAGAGAGAGGAAGAGAGAAGGGAGAAAGAG